AUGGUGGGUUCUCCGCCUUCGUCUUCUUCCUCUGGCCGGUGGGCUCCUCCUUACGGCUGAGGCUGACAGGAGUUUUCUCUCCCUUCACCUUUCCCUCUCUCUCUCUCUCUCUUCACCUUGCUCUCUCUCUAUCUUUCUCUUCUGCAGGCGAUAUGGAAGCCGGCGUGGCUAGAUGCGCUGGAGAAGCAGAGUUUCUUUGUGAGCUGCCCGGCGCACGCGGCGGCAAAGAAGAACGAGAAGAACGUGUGCUGCCUGGACUGUUGCACCAGCCUGUGCCCUCACUGCCUUCCUUCCCACCGUUUCCACCGGCUGGUGCAAGUUCGCCGCUACGUCUACCACGAGGUCGUACGGCUCGAGGACCUCGAGAAGCUCAUAGACUGCUCCAAUGUUCAGGUCUCUCUCUCUCUCUCUCUCUAGUUGUGUGCCACAAACGGCAGGUUCUUGGAGGUGAUCCAACCUUUUAUAUUUUAUACUCCAUAGCCAUACACCAUCAAUAGCUCCAAGGUUGUGUUUAUCAAGAAGCGGCCGCAAAGUAGGCAGUUCAAGGGGUCCGGGAACUUCUGCUCCUCCUGCGACAGAUGCCUUCAAGAACCCUAUCUCCACUGCUCUCUGGGAUGCAAAGUGAGUCUGGAAUUCUUCAGCUUUUCGCGACUCUCCCUCUCUCUCUCUCUCUCUCCCCCCUCUCUUUCUCUCUCCCUCUAUCUAUAUUUUUUAAUUCAAGUCUUGUUUAUCUUCGAUACUUCUUCUUCUUCUUCACCAUUCUGUAGAAACCUUCUCCUUCCUCCUCUUUAAGUAACCUUCGCCGGGUUUUCCUCUUCAUUCUCUUCUUUCUUCCUCUUUACGCUCUAUAAAAGUUUCAUCUUCCGCCUCAACAAGCCGCCGUUUUCUUCGUCUACAUACGACCUUCUUCUUUCUCGUCUGUAUCCCUCCUUCUUCAUCAUCCUCUUCUUUCUCCUCGCCUGAUAGUCUUCUUCUUCUUCGUGAUCUCCAUCCUAUUCUUCUUCCUCUCCCUCCUCUGCAACUCAUUGUCAAUAUCAUCACCUUCUUCUUCUUACCGUCAACUCGGUCGCCUUCUUUCUCCCAGGUGGACUUCGUGCUGAGACAGAAUAAGGACCUCUCGCCAUACUUGAGGACCUGCGACUCUCUGCAGCUCUGCCCAGAUGACGACACCAACCACUCCACCGUGGUCGACACCGAUGAGCCCACCGCCACCUCGGACUCGGACAACCUCAGCUACUCGCCGCCGUGCGCCGCCGAGUCUUUCCGCCGGAAGAGAACCACCUUCUACGCCUGCGCCAGGUCCGCCGGGGGCGGCGCCGCCUCCGACGCGGCGGCGAGCGGCAACAGAAGGAAGAGCACUCCCCACAGAUCCCCUCUCUGUUGA
Molecule: messenger RNA, 1384 nt
Organism: Spirodela intermedia
Lineage: Eukaryota; Viridiplantae; Streptophyta; Magnoliopsida; Alismatales; Araceae
Source: the annotation of a GenBank genome assembly